UAUAAAGUCUGGAUCUUCUCAUCUUCAUCAUAUCCUGGGGAGCACUAACUGGCAGCACAAUUCUACACUUUCAGCAGUGAUGGCUACAAAGAAGAUUCUUCUGGUAUUUUGUUCAGUUAUUUCUUUGGUCUUUUCUAAUCCUGCUCCAAGUGACUCUUCUGGUAAACAAGAGACAACCUGCCCUGAAGGAGCAAAAAAAGAUUAUUGUUCUGGUUGUGGGUCCUAUUGUCCAAAACCGGAUUUAGUGUGUACUGCUGAUUGUAGAGAAGGAUGUGUGUGUACACAGGAAGGAUAUGUCAUAGGUCCUGAUAAUAAAUGCAUCCCACUGGGAAAAUGUCCAUCUAAAAUCAACACUUGCCCUAAAGGAGCUGUACCGUCACGUUGUACUGGUUGUUGGGCUUACUGUCCAGUAUCAGAUACUGUUUGUGACCAAAGUUGUAAAAAUGGAUGUGUAUGUAUACGGAAAGGAUAUGUCAUAGGUCCUGACAAUACAUGUAUCCCAAAGAAACAAUGUUCAAAGGUGAAGUCAUACGAUGAAAUCAAGAAACCACUGAUCAAAGGAUGACAUGACACUGACAUCUUAGAGAAGAUUUCUUCCCAGUCCUGAGAAUUUUUG
This is a messenger RNA of Bufo gargarizans (Asiatic toad), 616 nucleotides long. RefSeq names its product IgGFc-binding protein-like. The transcript is spliced from 5 exons. The record is from RefSeq and is a predicted model, not a curated record. Lineage: Eukaryota; Metazoa; Chordata; Amphibia; Anura; Bufonidae. Bases 80 to 565 code for a protein of 161 amino acids.